Symbiodinium sp. CCMP2456 is the source of this 2436-nucleotide messenger RNA. Lineage: Eukaryota; Dinophyceae; Suessiales; Symbiodiniaceae. The record is from the annotation of a GenBank genome assembly.
AUGGCCUCACCCACGGCUUUCGUUCCCACGGCGGUGAAGCCGCCAGUGGCCGAACGAAGCUUGGGCCCCCAUUCGACCCGCCUUGCACCGUCGCAAUCUCAAGGUACCUCAGCACAUCGCGUAGCAGGCGGUGCAGCUGCAACGGUGGCAGCGCUCCUGGCGCGGCAGCCGGGCAAGCGCCGCCGGAGCGCUGUCCAACGUUCUGCCACAGCUCUAGAGGAGGCCCCGAAGAAGAUUGCGGAGGAGGCCAUCAAAGCCGCCGUCGCAUCCGCAGAUCGCGCAGGUGAUCCUGGCUCCGACAAGGAUCAGCUCAGCGAUGACAGCAUCCGCACUAGCUACGUCUCGCAUCAGCGCACUGGGGAGGAUGGCGAAGUGGACGAAGAUGGCCUUCCCCUUGUCUACAACAGUGCUCUCAUCAACAGCUACUGGGGUAAGAACGCAGGGGCGGUCACCGGGCGAUGGUCCGACUUCUUGGGGGUCGCCACCCCGUGGAUCGCCAGCGCUUUCUCUGCUGCGAUGACAGGCCGCUGGUCCGAGGAGGAGCGCUCUUUGGCCAAGGAUGCGGUGAAGUCGAUGCAAACCCUGGGCCCCACCUUCAUCAAGCUGGGCCAAGUGUUGAGCAUCCGCCCCGAUGUGCUGUCGCCUGUGGUCAUGGAAGAGUUGAGUUCCCUUCAAGACGACAUUGCCACCUUCUCCACGGAAGAGGCGCGCGCGAUCAUCGAGAAGGAGUUGGGGAAGAGUGUGGACGAGGUUUUUUCCGAGUUUUCAGCGGAGCCUGUGGCCGCAGCGAGCUUGGCCCAAGUCUACAAGGCCAAGUUGAAGGACACUGGCGACGAGGUGGCUGUGAAGGUCCAGCGACCGGGUGCCCUGCCAACCAUCAGCCGCGACCUGUAUGUCAUGCGGAAAGCUGCAGCCGUCACUACCGACCUUGCAUCGCGAUUCACUAGCCAGCUCACUGACUGGAAGGCUCUCGUUGAAGUGUUUGGAGAAGGCCUCUACACAGAGCUCGACUUCCGGAAUGAGGCCUUGAACCAGCAGAAGAUGAAGAAGCUCAUCGCGUCCGAACCGCGCUGCUCCCGCGUCAUGGUCCCUGAGGUUUUCAUGGACUAUACGACCCGCCGGGUGCUCGUUUCCCAGUGGGUGGACGGCACCAAGCUGACGAGCCUCUCGUCCGAGGAAAUCCUCGAUGGCAUCGCUGAUGCGCAGGAGUGUUUCCUUCAUCAGCUGCUCACAUGGGGGUUCUUCCACGGUGACCCCCAUCCUGGAAACCUUCUGCUGAUCAACAGCGGCCCCGAUGAGGGAAAGCUGGUCCUCCUCGAUUUCGGCUUGGUCGCAGAGAUCCCAUCGUCGCAGCAAGACCAGAUCAUUACGGCGAUCAUCCACGUAGGCACCAUGAACUGGGAGGGUUUGAUUGACGACUUCAUUGCGCUGGGCUUCCUUCCGAAGGACUGUGACCGAGCGACGAUUGUCCCUGUGAUGCAGCGCGUGUUGAAGCCCUACCUGAAGGGUGGUGGAGCAAAAGCGAUGAAUUUCUCUGCGCUUGGGCAGGACCUUCUCCAAGCUACGUUGGAGAUCCCUUUCUCCAUCCCGCCCUGGGUGAGUCUUCUGGCGCGAUCCAUUGCCACCCUCGAAGGUAUUGCUCUGGCUGGCAACCCGAACUACAGGAUCGUGGCCGAGGCGUACCCUUUCGUUGUGCGGCAGCUAUUGGAGGGAUCAGACGGCAGCAGCAGGCUCACCUUGGCGCUGAGGGAGCUGCUCUUGGACGCGGAUGGACGGGUGCAGGCCGUCCGACUAUCAGCGCUUCUCCAGGCAGCGCUGGGUGCCGUCGCAUCGGCUGACAACGCCGAUGGAUUCAUUGACUUCGAGGCGGUUCCGGAGCACGGCGCGAACCCGCAGGAAGUUGUGGACUUCCUGCUGUCGCCCUCAGGUCGCAGCUUGAAGCCGCUGUUGGUCCAGGAGCUCUCGACCACUGUGGACCUGGUUGUGCGGACGAGCACUAGAAGAGCCUACCUCGACCUGCAGGCUGCGCUGAAGCCACGCGUGCCCGUCUUCGGUGCCCUGCCCACACCGCCGCCGCCGCCACUGCCGGUGAUCACCCCGAAGGGGCCCAAGAUGGUCUCGCCGGACAGUUUGUUGGAUGCACUCCAGCCAAAGCUCUCCCAAGACGAGGAGCUUUACCUGCAGAGUUCUGCCUCUGUUUUCCUGGCCCUGCUGGGCGUUGACGUGGAUCCGAAGAAAGGCGUCAACACAGAGCUGUCGCCCCGCCGAGUCGUCGAGGUUCUCCGAGCCUUGGCUAGCCAGCGAGACGACGAGGUGCAGCAAGUUGUCAGCGGGCUCCUGUCCAGGACCCGCGGCCGCGGUCUUAUCACGUCCUGGUGGACAGAAGUUGGUGGCAACCUCCGCGAUACCUGGGGAGCCCGGCUGAAAACUCUUUGA